Messenger RNA from Ambispora gerdemannii, 1732 nucleotides. The record is from the annotation of a GenBank genome assembly. NCBI's taxonomy places the organism in Eukaryota, Fungi, Glomeromycota, Glomeromycetes, Archaeosporales, Ambisporaceae.
ACGCGCCUUGAUCAAUUCUCGUCGUUUCUCAACUUUUAUAAUGCGCCAAGCCCCAUUGUCCGAAGCGCUUAAAGGUUCCCUUCACUAUCCCUCUUACUGGGAAAAAGAUCCUAAUUUGUGGGAUGUCAUUGAUUGGGACCUUUUUUUUAUUAGCAAAUUCCCUUCCUGCACGCCCCAACAAUCUCACUCUACCCUAGCAAGCGAACUCAAUGUACUCGUGAAAGCACUUCCGAAAGGCCGCAAAUAUAGCAAAGCAUCAUUCAUCCUCAACUAUCUCAAGCGCAACGAUGAUAGAGUCAUAGAAUUUUGGCAAACUCAGAAAUUGGCAAAGUUAGCCGUAAACAGUCGAAUCAGCGAGGAAAUGAUUAAGAAUGCCGCGAAGUUUGCUACAGCUGAUGAAGCACAGAAGCUUUUCGUCAAAUCGAAUCAAGAAAAGACAUCCCUUGCGUCACCUUCUAAGCGAGAAUUUGAAGAGACGGAAUCGUUGGAGGAAAUUCAUGAGUUGGUGGAAGGCGAUAGUGAUCUCAAGGAUUCUUGUACGCAGGACGAACACAGCGCAGAGAAUGAGCGGGUCCCCGAAGACUCAGACCGAAAGAGAAAACACGAAGACGACGAGGAAGACAUCGACAAUCAAGCCCUUUUCGCGAGGAAUCUUUUAGAUGAAGCACAAGAAAAUCCACUAGAGAUGAAAAACCUUCUUGACGCCUUUCAAACAUAUUGUCAGGAAUCGGAGAACUUGUUGACAAACAACGGUAUAAUGGAUCUUAGGCCGUCUUCGGAAUUUGUCCUCUCCUAUACAAAUGAAAGCGAUUACAGCAAAUUGCUUGAAUGUAUCCUCAAUCCUAUUGAUGGGAUAUUCCCCGAAGCAGCUUUCAAUUUUCUUCUUGAAUUUUUUUCCAAGAAUCUAACUUGUCAGCAUUGGUAUGACGAAAUUGAGAAAUUGCUGGAUCCAGAACAUGAUCCAUUUAUUAAAAAUAUAAAGAGGUUCAUGUUUGAAGUUCUUCCUAUCUGGUUUGAUGCUUUUGCUAUGGGGUCUGAAAACCCAAUAAAGGAUAGAAAUAUGGAAGAAGAGGAGUACAUGACAGGAUUCGUCCAUCCUAUUUUAAAAAAGGCGCUUGCAAGAUUCGCAAACCUGCGAUAUAGACCCGGCGAUAAAGCGAUAGAGGCAUCUGCAUACCGAAAAUCAAUUACUGAACAAUCGGGAAAUGCAGAUAGAGCCGACGGUAUCGCCUACACGUCAAACCAGAAGCCUUACGAAAUAUGUGUGGUUGAAGGGAGCAAACCUUACGAUACUGAGAACGGGAAAGAAACAGAAGAUUUCAUCCAAAAUGCGCGCGCCGCAAAAGACAUGAUUAACUUUUUAGUAAUUCAAGAAGUCAAGCAGAAAAGGGCUCUGCCGACAUUCUUUCGAACCUUCAUGGUUCAAAGUUUCGAGACAAGUCUGCGUUUUUAUUUUUUGGAUUACCUGAAUUUUUACAGAAUUUUUGAGAUUGAAGUCUGUGAGCUUCCAGUAGAUCUGGCGGAAAUGAAUUUGUUUCCCUUUCUUUUCCGCGCGGUCAUUACAUGGGCGGUCCUGGUAGGAGAUACUGAUAAAGAGUUUCAAACAUUUCGGAAUUCAAAGCGAAGCUCAAGAGUCAGUAAUGCACAUAAUUUGAGGGUGCUUGCUCGAUUGCAGCAUAAUAAGGCACGUCCAGGCAACAAAAAAAGCUUAAAAAUGAAAAAUGUAAUUUAG